AUGACGCCAGCUCCGAGGUACCGCGGCCUGCGCAGCACCGGCGCGACCUGCUACCUCAACAGCCUGCUCCAAACGCUCUUCCUGGCGCCCGAGCUGCGCACGCGGCUGUACCAGUCGUCAUCCUCAGCGAACGAAGGCAGUCUUCUGCUGGAACUCCAACUCCUCUUUGCGCGGCUCCAACUACGAACCGACCGGAAGGUCAUCGAUACGACCUCGCUCACGCAGAGCCUUGGCUGGACGUCAACGGACGCUCUGCAGCAGCACGACGUGCACGAGCUGUACCACGUAUUCUUGGAUGCGCUCGACGCCUCUCUUCAAGGCGGGCCGGACAAGAGCCUCGUCAAAGACCUCUACCAAGGCACGCUCAAAGACUCUGUGCAAUGCGUGACGUGUGGCCACGAGAGCAGCCAUCUCGACAGCUUUCUCGAUCUCUCGCUCGGUAUUACAUCCACAGCGACAAGCGUCGAAGAGGCCAUCGCAGCCUUCCUCGCACGUGAGCGUCUCGUCGAGGAAAACCAAAGGAUCUGCGACCUCUGCGGCACCAAGCAAAACGCCAUCAAGCGGCUGUCGCUGGCGCAACUCCCACCUAUUCUCACGCUUCAACUCAAGCGCUUUGCGUGGGACCAUGGCACAUCGAAGCUUACAAACUCGGUCCCACGAUUCCUUCCACGACCGCAGAAGAAGCAGUGA
This is a messenger RNA of Saprolegnia diclina VS20, 690 nucleotides long. RefSeq lists its product as hypothetical. Lineage: Eukaryota; Oomycota; Saprolegniomycetes; Saprolegniales; Saprolegniaceae. Gene Ontology annotation, molecular function: cysteine-type deubiquitinase activity; cysteine-type endopeptidase activity. The transcript has 3 exons. Bases 1 to 690 code for a protein of 229 amino acids. The record is from RefSeq and is a predicted model, not a curated record. Gene Ontology annotation, cellular component: nucleus; cytosol. Gene Ontology annotation, biological process: protein deubiquitination.